AUGGCACCAGAGCUGAGAAAACGAAAGGCGCCUGCUCCUGCUCCGGUGGCAGAGCCAAAGGCGAAGAGAGGCACCAAGGCGGGCGCCAAAGCUGAGCCCAAGAAGGAGCCCAAGAAGGCGCCCAAGGAGGAGAAGAAAGCUGCUGAACCCGAGCCUGAAGCCAACGUCGAAGCUGAAAAGGUCGAAGAAGUCGAGGACAAUAAACCUGCCAGCCUUGUCCCAGAAGAGGGCGACGUCCUCGACCUCAGCCUGUUCGAAGACGAGAUCGAGCUCAACGACGGCACCAAGACCUCGUUCAAGGCUCUGCUGGAAGAGAGCAAAGAUGGCGUUGCCGUGUUUACCUAUCCCAAGGCAUCGACUCCUGGCUGCACCAGACAAGCAUGCGCCUUUCGAGACGACUACACCAACCUGACCUCGACUGGACUCUCGAUCUUUGGCCUCUCGGGCGACUCUCCCAAGGCCAACACAACCUUUAAGACCAAGCAGAAGCUGCCGUAUCCGCUGCUGUGUGAUCCAUCCUUCAAACUAAUCGGCGCCUUUGGCCUCAAGAAGACCCCCAAGGGCACCGUCCGAGGCGUCUUUGCCGUCAACAAGGAGGGAAAGGUGCUUCUGCGCACCCCAGGAGGACCGGAGAAGACGCUGAACCUGGUCCAGGAACUGAUCAAGGGGAAGUAG
Molecule: messenger RNA, 675 nt
Organism: Microsporum canis CBS 113480
Lineage: Eukaryota; Fungi; Ascomycota; Eurotiomycetes; Onygenales; Arthrodermataceae
Product: peroxiredoxin DOT5
Exons: 2
Coding region: 1-675 (224 amino acids)
Biological process (GO): cell redox homeostasis; cellular response to oxidative stress
Cellular component (GO): cytoplasm
Molecular function (GO): thioredoxin peroxidase activity
Source: RefSeq, a predicted model, not a curated record